UGGCGUCGACGAUACAGGAUCCCUGUGCGGAAAACGCGGAAAUGUAACAAAGUAACAUUGUUCCAUCAGAGACGCCGUAGAACAAACCUGCUACUCUGUUUUGGGACAAUUAUCCAGCCACUCUCACGCCGUAACUCAGUUACACAACUAUUAGAAGAUUUUGUGAUGGUUUUGACUCAAAGAUGACCUGCACCCUACGCUUAUGAGCGACAGAGAAUCUCACAUUAACUAGGUCAAGAGGUUCCACACAGGGUGACCCAUGCUUUCUGAUGAGCUUGACUCCAAACCAGAGCUGCUGGUGCAGUUUGUACAGAACGCGUCCAUCCCGUUGGUGCAGGGUCUGGAGGACUCCGAGCCCAAACACUCCUGCCUGCCUCUGCUGGCUCCAGCUGAGAGCUCACUGUGCAGCCCGCUGGAGCUCACAGAUGGAGGCCUGAGCCAUGAGCCUGAGCGUUCACCCUCCCUGUCAGAAUUCGGAGGUGUGUCGGAGCGAAGCCCAUUAGUGGUCCAAACACACUCUCAUCCACGGGCCUCACCCAGCCCCCCACCCAUCCUCCAUGACCUACAACAGUCAGAUAGCACUUCCUACGUCCUACUGAACCUUGCGAAAGGCAUCACAGCCUCCUCAGAGUCCCUGAUCUUUGCCGCAGAUGGCGCCGGGGAAGAUGACGAUGAGGGGGUCUCAUCAGGGGACUAUGGGAUAGAUGGCAGUGCUCCCUGGUAUCUGCGGGUACAGGAGCUAGCACACGACAGCCUGAUUGCCGCCACGCGGGCACAGCUUGCGAGAGAUGCCAAGGCCAGCCAGGACGCCAGAGCUGCAAGUGUCAGUAACGGUGACCACACACACGGUUUGACAGCGGACGGGGAUAAGCGAGAGCUGCCGUCUCGGACCAGCCGCCCCCUCUCCAAGCAGAUCCUCCGCUGCUCAUUUGAGGGUUGCUGCAGGACGUUCACCUGGCCGGCUCAUCUCAAAUACCACCUCAAAACACACAGGAACGACCGAAUGUUCAGGUGCGGCGCGGAGGGCUGCGGGAAGAGUUUCUACGUGCUGCAGAGGCUGCAGGUUCACAUGAGGACUCACAACGGUGAGAAGCCCUUCAUCUGCAAGGAGAAGAACUGUGGCAAGAAGUUCACCACUGCUGGAAACUUGAAGAACCACAGACGCAUACACACAGGAGAGAAGCCUUUUCUGUGUGAAGCAGAUGGUUGUGGGCGAUCCUUUGCAGAGUAUUCCAGUCUACGAAAACACAUGCUCGUACAUUCUGGUGAGAAGCCUCAUCACUGUGGGAUCUGUGGGAAGACAUUCUCUCAGUCCGGCAGCAGAAACGUCCACAUGAGGAAGAGGCACGGAGAGGAGGGGCUCAGUGGUGAAAGCAGAGAAACAGGAGAGGCUCUGACACAGAGCAGCCUGCUGGAGGCAGACGGCGAAAAUGGAGACGGUAUGGUCACCAUGACAACAACUGUGGAGCCCCUGAAUCUCCACCAUGCCAUGCUGAGAUCACCAGGCUCUGCAGACUCAGUCGUAGUUCUCUCUCAGCCACAUGAGCUGGUGACCAUGACGACCGAAAGCCAUGCAUAUGGAGAAGAUGUGGUGGCGCUGCUGUAGUCUGCCAUCAUGAAAAAUGUCACACUGCAGCACUAGACUGACAGUCACAGUGGAUAACAUACCGUAGACAUCUAUUUGUAAAUAGAUUAAUCACUGACUUUCACCCCUGUAGAUAUUUGUAAUUAGUGACCGAUGAUGGUUUUAUUUUGACAAGUGUCAAAUGGCAAAGUUUGUAAACAACCUUUUUUCCUCAAGUUUUUGAAAACAAAUACUCCCAAAGAAAUGCUGAGACGGGUUUAAAGGUUUAUGAAAAUAUAAUGACCAUGCAUUGUUAUGUGCAUUAUCAUUGUAAACAGAAGUCUGAGGUUGAAAUGCAGUGAUGAUAUUCUCUAAUAGAAAAUGAGUCCCACUUAUUUUUAAAACUUCAAUGGCUGAUAUGAUUGACUGUCAAAUUUAAAUGUACCAGACACGUGAAUACCCCAUUAUCCUUAUUACUAAUUACAAAACACCUGAUAUUAAAAACUGCUAAAGCACAGUAUAUUACAUUGCCGCAUGUAAACACUGGUCUUGCACAGCACAACCAGCCUAACAAGAGUAAAACAACAACAAAAAAACAUCUAUUUCAAACAAAUUAUGUAUCCAGUAAUGCCCAAAGCUGCAUUAAUGGAGUGUGUUGUUGGUAACAUCUUUCACUCAAAUGUCAACCUCCAGUGCUUCACUUGUUCUGAGUAAGGCAACACAUUGCUCAUUUACAACCCAAUAUAUUAACACUUGAAUAAUUACUUUUUGUUUUUAAAUUAAGAAUUACUCAAGAGGUUAGUUCUGCCCUUAUGAAACAAAGUGCAGAUGUCUGGGACCGUGAGAUAAGGGUAGUGCACAUUAAAUGUUUGUUAUUGAGCACCACCUAAAUCAGCAGUAUUUGUUCCUCCUUUCUCCUCAGUGGAUCUUCAGGUUGUGGAAGUGGUCCAACAUGGCGCCCAAAGCCCAGCUUGCCUCCACGUUGUACACUUUCUUGGUCAACUAGGAGGGGAGAAAACCCAACACCAAAUCACUCAAAUGCCUUUUGUAUUUAUUGAAAUAAAAAUAAGUAACAGUU
Siniperca chuatsi (mandarin fish) is the source of this 2642-nucleotide messenger RNA. It is a transcript of the gene znf410, whose product is annotated as zinc finger protein 410. Gene Ontology annotation, biological process: regulation of transcription by RNA polymerase II. The transcript has 12 exons. The record is from RefSeq and is a predicted model, not a curated record. Bases 260 to 1606 code for a protein of 448 amino acids. Gene Ontology annotation, cellular component: PcG protein complex; transcription regulator complex. Gene Ontology annotation, molecular function: RNA polymerase II cis-regulatory region sequence-specific DNA binding; DNA-binding transcription factor activity, RNA polymerase II-specific. Lineage: Eukaryota; Metazoa; Chordata; Actinopteri; Centrarchiformes; Sinipercidae.